This is a messenger RNA of Procambarus clarkii (red swamp crayfish), 5326 nucleotides long. RefSeq names its product probable endonuclease 4. Gene Ontology annotation, molecular function: phosphoric diester hydrolase activity; DNA binding; zinc ion binding. Lineage: Eukaryota; Metazoa; Arthropoda; Malacostraca; Decapoda; Cambaridae. Gene Ontology annotation, biological process: base-excision repair. Gene Ontology annotation, cellular component: nucleus; mitochondrion. The record is from RefSeq and is a predicted model, not a curated record.
AGUGCACAGUUACAAACACAAAAAAAUUUCAACUUAGGUUCAAUAGAGCAGAAGUUGUUAAACACAUGGGACAAAAUCUUACAGAAGGGACCGUACGAGUCAUAAAUACUCAUACUCCGCCCAAGUAAAACAGAAACAAGCAACACUUAGUGGGCCAGCUAGAGGCUUAGGGCCCGCGCAGGAAUUUCCCUGCGAAAAAAAAAGGUAGACGCCACUGGUUUUCAAUUUCGUUAAGAUUGGUCAGCUAGAACUAAUGAAAAUUCGGAAAAUGGUGACUGUGUGUAGUUUAGGCUGCAUAUGGUAGUGACUAGUCCUUCACCUUUUUGAAAGUUUCAACAAUGCCAGGAAUGCAGUAUUAAAGCUCUUUGCAAGCCUUCACUAAAAAUUUAUGGCAUCUUUGUUGAACACUGAAGAUUUUUCUGAGUAUGCUAUGCCAUAGCAUAUAGCAUAGCAUACCCAGGAAAACAGACAAAACAACAGCAUUGUUCUAGCUCUCUUUUAAUGGCCAGAAGUGUAUAAAAUUUGUAGUUUGGAGCGAGUAUAUUAUUGGGAUAAUCUACUCGCUACAGUCCACUAUCUCCAGGAGCAGAUAAAUGGAAUUGAAGCCCAAAUUAACAUGAAGUUUUGUAUAAUCAGAAUGCAUGAUUCUUCUCAGCAUUCCAAGCCAAUGUGAACAUCCAAUUCAGUGUGAAUAUGCUACACUGACUAAAUAUAUGCUAAAAGAUCUGCAUCUUUUCUCCCUUUCUCUCCUUAAUAGGUACACUGUAGCAAAAUUUGUGUUCAACAUAACAACUAUGAUACAAGAUGAUACCAGUGAUUACAAUGGUGAGGAUGCAUGUCUUAGGCGCAUAUAUUGGGGGAGUGGGUAGCACAAGAUACAGUGCGAGUUUGAAGCACUUGGUAGGAAAAUAUGAGGACGAAAUUAGGUACUUUUUGGUUUUACUUUUGAAAAAGGCAUAGGUUGGACAGCUUUUAAUUCCGUUAUGGAGUGAGUUCCAUAGACUACGUCCCUUUAUUUGCGUAAAUUUAGUUUGACUCUAGUUUGACUGAGUGUAUGUUUAGCAUGUUUAGUGAUUUAAACAGAGGGGCUGUGUGUUGUCUGAAAACAGAGUUUGUUAUUGUUCUGAUAGCAGAUUUUUGCUAGGUGAUGAUGGGCUUGAGGUAGUUUGCAGUUUUAUUUAUUUUAUUUAUUUAUAUAUACAAGAGUUCUUACAUUCUUGUUUAUUACAUUCUUGUGCAGUGGAUUAGCAUGUAGCACGUAGUAUAAUAAAAGGAGAGGAGAGUGAGGAACAUAAUAUAUGAUUUUAGAAAGUAUGCCAACUAUUUUUCAUACUAUAUUUGCUAAGUGUUAUAUGUGGUUAAUGAGGUUGAGUCUCUUUUCUAUGUAUAAACCAAGGAACUCUCCAUCAUUUGUAUUGCUAGAUUACAUAAGAUAGGUAUUUUUACAUUCUUGCAAAGCCACUAGCACGCAUUGCGUUUCGGGCAGGUCCUUAAUCUAAAAUAUCAGGUACGAUAUAUGGAGACAAGUGGUCAAAAUCACGCCACGUGGUCUAGGUAGAAGCCAGUGUUGAACUACGAGAUAUCACAUAGCCCACUGCACGCUUUUGUAUAUAUUUAUGCAUUAAAACAUAAAUAAAAUAAGAGUGCUAGUGAAUAACCUACUUAAUCCCCCCUCUCCCUCCUUUUACCCCACGUUGCUAAAUAUUAGCAUCUUCCGCAACACCAGCCGCAGAAAAAAAAAUCAAUUUCUAUUGGUCACUUAUACCAUUUGAAACAUUAAAUAAUCCUCAUUAUAUAAGGAUGUCGUUACUAAUUGUGUUUUAGCACCAAUUACCAAUUACUAACUUCUCACCAAUGUGAGAAGUUAGCAGUUUGUGCUGCACUUGCCUAAGGUAAACACAGAAGCGCGGGUAAAACUGCCCCAGAGUUGAGCACACGCCAGUGUUGACUGUGUGUGUGUGGGAGAGUUGUCAACAUUACCUAACAUGACUCGCGAUAAGACUACCCUUGAAGAGGACUGUGUUCCAGUGAGGAGAGGCAAAUCCAGGCAAAAGGGAAAUGAGGCUAAAAAAAUUUCCAGCAAAGCAGAAAUAAAGAAAACAUCAAAGAAGCAUGAAAAAGUAGCUGAGGCAAAUAAACAGAAGGUUAAGAAGGAUGACAUGAGAGAGAUGGAUGUGGAAGAGAAGAAGGUGAAGAGACGAAGGGUAAAUAAAAAGCGAUCUCUUACUAAAGAAGACGAUAUAAGUGAGGAGCCAGAAGUAAAGAAGAAAAAGAAAAACUCAAACAAAAUUAAUGUAAAUGGUAAGUCUACACAGGAUAAAACUGGGAUCCAUGAAAGCAAAGGAAAACACAAACUCAAGGUGGAUGUAAACAUUGGAAUGACAAAUGACGAAGCAAAACCUACAACAGACGAUGAAGGGAAAUCACAAACACUUCACGAAGUCUCCAAAAAGAAGAAGAAGGCAGAGGAUGAACCAGUUCCACGUCCCGUUAAGUACGAACGUUUGGGAGACGGCCCUACUCCUGUACCGUCAACAGGGCGCAAAUACAUAGGUUGCCAUGUUUCUGGUGCUGGAGGGGUAUGGAAUGCCUUUGAAAAUGCAGAACUGUGCAAGGCAGAGUCUUUUGCUCUCUUUCUACGCAACCAGCGCCAGUGGAAUGCAAAACCCCUGGAUGAAGGAACCAUCGACAAGUGGUGUGAUGUGAGCCAGGACUAUCCUCCUCAUCUGAUACUUCCACACGGAUCCUACCUCAUGAAUCUCGGCUCACCCGUACCUGAAACCUUAGAAAAGAGUAGGAAUAUGUUGCUGGAAGAGCUUCAGAGAUGUGAAAAACUACAGAUUCCUCAUUACAACUUUCAUCCAGGGUCAACUUUGGGGAAGAUAAGCAGGGAGGAAUGCUGCAAGACCAUUGCUGAGAGUAUCAAUCUUGCCCAUAGUCAGACCAAGGCAGUUAUAUGUGUCUUGGAGAACAUGAGCUGUCAGGGAUUUACUAUUGGGGGUGAUCUUCACGAGCUGCGUGUCAUCAUUGAACAUGUCAAAGACAAGUCACGAGUUGGAGUUUGCAUAGAUACAUGUCAUGCACAUGCUGCAGGUUAUGACCUCUCAACGGAAGCUGGGUUUCAGGAGUUAUUGGAUGACUUCGGCAAAAUCAUUGGGUGGCAAUUUCUCCGAGGGCUACAUAUAAAUGACUCUAAAGGCAAAGUGGGGGAUCAUCAAGAUCGCCACGAAAAUAUUGGUCGAGGAACCAUCGGCCUAGAAGGAUUUCGGCGUGUUAUGAACUGUGAGAAAUUCAAUGAUAUUCCUCUAAUACUUGAAACCCCGUGGACGAGCAAUGACGGCUACGCCAAGGAAAUUAAGAAACUGAAUAGUUUGGUAAAUAAUUGAAAAUCAAAAUAAUUGAAAUUAAUUGAAAAUAUUACCUGAAUAAGGCCUGAAAAAAAAGCUCCAUCACGAUGAUUGUGAAUAAAUCAUCAUGAAUCUUGCUAGAUAUUACAAGUGUGAAUACUCAUCAGUUUGUUGUACAGUAAUAUGAAGUACUUUUAAAUCAGAAUUGAAGGGUAUUAUGCUGUACAUGACUUAUUAUGCUUUACUCAUUGAGAGUUUAUAAGGCCAUCUUUAUUCUUAUUCUUCCUGCAUUUAUUGUUUCUCUUGGAAAAUUUAGUGAUAACUAAUUCAAGUCUAUGAUGGCCUAACCUAAAUGUGAAAUUCCUCUGCAUAUGUAUCCUGUGAAUUUAAAAUAUUUGUUAACACUAAAUAUCUGUGGGUCAUUGUAAGGUGACCCCUUUGUGAGGUGACCCCUUUGUGAGGUGACCCCUUGUGAGGUGAUCCCAUGUGAGGUGACCCCCCUUGUGAGGUGACCCCCCUUGUGAGGUGACCCCUUGUGAGGUGACCCCCCUUGUGAGGUGACCCCCCUUGUGAGGUGACCCCUUGUGAGGUGACCCCUUGUGAGGUGAUCCCAUGUGAGGUGACCCCUUGUGAGGUGACCCCUUGUGAGGUGACCCCUUGUGAGGUGACCCCCCUUGUGAGGUGACCCCCCUUGCGAGGUGACCCCCCUUGUGAGGUGACCCCCCUUGUGAGGUGACCCCUUGUGAGGUGACCCCUUGUGAGGUGACCCCCCUUGUGAGGUGACCCCCCUUGUGAGGUGACCCCCCUUGUGAGGUGACCCCCCUUGUGAGGUGACCCCCCUUGUGAGGUGACCCUUUGUGAGGUGACCCUUUGUGAGGUGAUCCCACGUGAGGUGACCCCUUGUGAGGUGACCCCUUGUGAGGUGACCCCUUGUGAGGUGACCCCUUGUGAGGUGACCCCUUGUGAGGUGACCCCACGUGAGGUGAUCCCACGUGAGGUGACCCCUUGUGAGGUGACCCCUUGUGAGGUGACCCCUUGUGAGGUGACCCCUUGUGAGGUGACCCCUUGUGAGGUGAUCCCACGUGAGGUGAUCCCACGUGAGGUGACCCCUUGUGAGGUGACCCCUUGUGAGGUGACCCCUUGUGAGGUGACCCCUCGUGAGGUGACCCCUCAUGAGGUGACCCCUCGUGAGGUGACCCCUCGUGAGGUGACCCCUCGUGAGGUGACCCCUCGUGAGGUGACCCCUCGUGAGGUGACCCCUCGUGAGGUGACCCCUCGUGAGGUCAUCCCUCGUGAGGUGACCCCUCGUGAGGUCAUCCCUCGUGAGGUGACCCCUCGUGAGGUGACCCCUCGUGAGGUGACCCCUUGUGAGGUGACCCCUCGUGAGGUCAUCCCUUGUGAGGUGACCCCCUGUGAGGUCAUCCCUUGUGAGGUGACCCCUCGUGAGGUCACCCCUCGUGAGGUCAAUCCUUGUGAGGUGACCCCUUGUGAGGUGACCCCUUGUGAGGUGACCCCUUGUGAGGUGACCCCUCGUGAGGUCACCCCUCGUGAGGUCACCCCUUGUGAGGUGACCCCUUGUGAGGUGACCCCUCGUGAGGUCACCCCUCGUGAGGUCACCCCUUGUGAGGUCACCCCUUGUGAGGUCACCCCUCGUGAGGUGACCCCUCGUGAGGUGACCCCUCGUGAGGUGACCCCUCGUGAGGUGACCCCUCGUGAGGUUACCCCUUGUGAGGUGACCCCUCGUGAGGUGACCCCUUGUGAGGUGACCCCUUGUGAGGUGACCCCAUCCUGGAAGAGCUGUCAGAAGGGGAAAAAAGGCACCAAAGAAAUUUUUAUUUUAUUUUUAAAUUAAUACUUUGAACAAUCUGUUUAGUUUAUUUUAUUUUUGUUCAUAAUCAUUCAAUUAGCUUUGUUGUUUUAGAAUGACACAUGUAAUUAUCUGAACAUUCUUUUAUGAAAAUAAAGUUUGUAAGAAAGGA